AUGCGCGAAGGCUACGUGAAGCUGGACCUUGCAGUGUCUAUUCCGACAUUUGUCGGUUCUUCGCUCUCGUUUCUUGCCGCGUCAACAGUUCUUUUGCUGCAAAUAAUUUACCCGCCUGGUCGGCAUUUUCGCCACGCGCUCAUCGUCAAUCUUCUGAUCUCAGAUUUGAUGAAUAGUCUAGGCAACACAAUCUCAGGUGCCUACUUUCUCUCGCAGGGCAGCACUCCGGCUACGAACGCCAACCCCAGCGCUGCCUGUAUGGUCAAUGCUUGGGUCAACCAGCUCAGCGUCCAGACUAUUGAUUUUAACAUUCUUACUAUCUCCGUUAUUGUUCUCAUAUCAGUAGUGAGAACGCACUGGAUAUCAAACUUAUCAACGCGGGCUCAGAUCUUUUUCUGUGUCGGCGCCUGGAUUCCGGGUUUAAUAACCAGUAAUGUUGCUCUCGGCUUAAAUAGCUACGGCUUCGUCAGCGGGAAUUGGUGCUGGAUACGAACGGAUCGUCUCGAUCUUCGCUACGGUCUCACACACGGAUGGCGGCUUGCUAUCUUCUUCGCUACGAUAGCCAUCUACACGUGCAUCUACGUGAAAAUCAAAAGGGUUUAUGGAAAGGUUAGGGCUAUGGGGGGCACUUUCGAUAUCUCAAUCGAAAGCCAAACCAGGGAUGCCGAACUAGGGCUUCCAUACACAUCCGAUACGCAUCAGGUUCUGCCCUUGGGCCCGUCAUCUGUGUCCCAGGAGAAUGGAAACCAGCAGCAGGUCAACGCUGGAGGCUUGGAAAAUCCAGCGGCAAAUCCCCAUCCUUCAUCCUGGGGACAAACAAGUGCUUCGGGCCCAAGAUCAGUGGCACCUCUGAGUUCUCAACCAUCAUUCACACCGACCCUAAAGUCACAGGAAUUCAUGCCUCCUCCGCCGAAUAUCCAGAAAAUGUUGUUGAUGAACGGAUAUCCAAUCGCCUACAUCAUUCUAUGGAUACCAGGCAUAGCAAAUCGUCUUGUUGAAUCAACGGCCGGAUCGUCUCCCCAGUGGCUCAGUAUUCUUCAAGCAUCAACACAGUUUAUCGGCUUGAUCAAUGCGUUGACGUAUGGAUUGAGCGAACAAAUGAAACGUCGUGCUUGGGAAAGUUGGAAACACCGACACGACUUUAUAAGAGCAGGUGGUUAG
This is a messenger RNA of Clonostachys rhizophaga, 1161 nucleotides long. Lineage: Eukaryota; Fungi; Ascomycota; Sordariomycetes; Hypocreales; Bionectriaceae. The record is from the annotation of a GenBank genome assembly.